AUGACGCGUUCCUUACCUGCGGCACCUCCUACCUCUUCAUUGCCUUCCCUGCCGGCGAGAUUGGUCGAAGAGAUUCGGCAGAACGUCAGUGACGAUGUCAAGAAAAUGGGUACUGGGAUUCUGACUCCGGACGUGGACACCCUCCUCGAUUGGAGGAUAUCGCAGGCCUUCCGCGACAUGCGAGAUGUUGUGCAGUACCGAGAAUACUAUCACGAGAAGCAAGAAUUGCCGGUGCAAGAGGAGAAUGAUUACAUCAACGCCAGAAGCUACCAGUUUCGGUAUGCUGCCCUGUCGGCGCCCUUCGAGCCACGGGCGCCGGCCAGCGACAAAGAAGAGGCAUGUCGACUGGCGCUGCUGAUAUUCUGGUUCAGCAACUAUCAAGUCACGGCGCCCGACUCUGCGCUCAACCGGACUUUGACCGCUCAGCUGAAGACGGCUCUACAGAGCUCGGAUCUGAAAGGUCUGUGGGGCCCUCACUUCGACCUGCUGACAUGGGUCUUGAUGCUGGGUGCGUUCAUUUCAGCAGGGCAGAGAGAGCGACCGUGGUUUGUUUUGAAUCUCGCGAAGGUGUCCAAGGUACUCAGACUGCGGGGCUGGGAUGAGCUUCGUGAGAUGCUGUUGAAGUUCUACUAUCUCGAUCGGAUCUAUGCCAAAGGCAUGCGAGACAUCUGGGACGAGGCAUCGUUGUUGGCAGAAGGUUUGGACUGA
This is a messenger RNA of Cladophialophora carrionii CBS 160.54, 708 nucleotides long. RefSeq lists its product as uncharacterized. The record is from RefSeq and is a predicted model, not a curated record. The coding region runs from base 1 to 708 and encodes 235 amino acids. The transcript has a single exon. NCBI's taxonomy places the organism in Eukaryota, Fungi, Ascomycota, Eurotiomycetes, Chaetothyriales, Herpotrichiellaceae.